Ictalurus furcatus (blue catfish) is the source of this 1406-nucleotide messenger RNA. RefSeq names its product protein fantom-like. Gene Ontology annotation, cellular component: photoreceptor connecting cilium. The transcript is spliced from 7 exons. The record is from RefSeq and is a predicted model, not a curated record. Lineage: Eukaryota; Metazoa; Chordata; Actinopteri; Siluriformes; Ictaluridae. The coding region runs from base 252 to 1406 and encodes 384 amino acids. Gene Ontology annotation, biological process: retinal rod cell development; non-motile cilium assembly.
AGAGGGUCUUAGACGUUGAAGGGGAGAGAAAUCUCCUAAAGAGAAGCUAUAAUGCUUUACUGCUUAGCACUCUGUCUGCCCAGAGCCACCAUAAUGAACAUGAGAGUGAAAAAGAGAGUGAUAAACAGGAACUGGAGAACUGGAGAACUGAAAUAUUGAUACUGGAGAAGAAGCUGGAAGAUAAAAAAAGGGAGAGAGAAAAGCUGGAGCAGGAAAAAAAGAGGGUGGUACUAGACUAUGAAAGGAGUCAAAUGGAAAGAGCACAAGAAAGGGCCAUGACCACUGCCCUUAGAGAAAAACGUCACUUCCUGGAGCAAGAAGUGCUACAGUACAGACAGAAUGUGACAUCCCUACAAGAGAGACUAGACAGAGUAUCAAAAGAUUUUCAUAUGGAUGUGGAAGAUCUUCAUGAAGUUCUGAUGCAAAUUAAGGUUUUUCGACUGCAGCAUGAAAAUUGUAAGGGCCUGACUGUCCUGGUGAGUAAUGAGAAGGUCAAGGACCCAUCCCAAGAGCUGGCUGCUCUACAGGCCUCACAUGCAGAAACCAUACUAGAACUGCAGAAAACUCGGGAAUUGUUGGUAAUGCAACAUAAGCUCAAUAGUGACCUGCAGGUAACUAAACACACACACACACACACACACAUUAUAGAGAAUAGAUUGGUAUACUGCAUUUAUGGCAUGGAAAUUCCAAUAAUAACUGUAAUAAAGAUGAUAGUUCCACUUUACCAGGCUGACAUGAAGACAGAGAAGAAGAGAUCAGAAAGGGAACGAGAAUGGAAAAUGGAGGUCACUGAAAAAGACAAACUGUUGAAAAAUAGGGCAUUUCAAAUCAACAGUUUACAAUCUCAGCUGAGAGAAUUAACUUACCAUCCUAGAAACUACAAUAAGAUUAUACCACAGCAAUACACAUGGACAGGGGUGGAUCAGGAGGUAGUCCAGACGAUGGAGGGGAAUACCAUAUUAAAUCGGCUCCAGGAUGGAGGAUCCUUGCUUGAAAUCAAUCUCAUGGGAGCCACGUUCACCCCUGUGGGACUGAGACUCAUGAGACAGCAGAUAAGUAGUACCAGUGGUCCCCAUGAGUUGGUGACAUUUUGUACUUACACGUUCCUUGACUUUGAAAUGCACUCAACCCCACUAGUUUCAGGGACACAACCAAACUAUGGCUUCACAUCCUACUAUGUCCUCACUGGCCACAGCCCCACCAAGCUUGAGGUUCAAGGAGUGUUUGCACAUGUUGAAGUACAUCAGGCACUAGGAGGAGUGCAAUUCAUAACCCAGGGCAGAGCAAGUAUCCCCCUCAUACAAACGCUACAGCACAGAGGAGAAAAAGUAAAAGGGAAAGUCAACAUUACAGGCGGGGGCGAGGGCAUUGGGGUGCUAAAUGACACCACCAAGGUGACCGCUUAG